CGCCGCCCCAGCCUCCUCCUCCUGGUGAGGGUGUGCGAGGCAGACCGAGCGAGGGGGACCGAGCGGGCGGGCGCUGCCAGAGCCCGCAGCCCUGGCGCCCGCCGCCGCCGCCGCCCGGACCUCCGCCGCAAUAUGCCGCCGCGGCCCUCUGGCUCUCGGCCAUGGCGAGGCUCAGCCGGCGCGUCCCUUGCACCCUGCUCCUCGGCCUGGCCGCGGUGCUGCUGAAGGCGAGGCUGGUCCCUGCGGCCGCCAGAGCUGAGCUCAGCCGCUCCGACCUCAGCCUCAUCCAGCAGCAGCAGCAGGAGCAGCAGCAGCAACGGCAGCAGCAACGGCAGCGGGAAGAAGCUGAGGAGGAGAGGCCAGAGGUGCCCGGGGCAUCCUCUACCGUCACUGCUCCCGUGUCUGUAUUUAUGCUGAAAGUCCAGGUGAAUGACAUCAUCAGUCGUCAGUACCUGAGUCAAGCAGUUGUAGAAGUGUUUGUAAACUACACGAAGACAAAUUCCACAGUAACUAGAAACAAUGGAGCAGUGUUGAUAAGAGUACCCUACAAGUUAGGACUCAGCCUAACCAUUAUUGCUUACAAAGAUGGCUAUGUGUUGACACCUCUGCCUUGGAAGACUGGAAGAAUGCCAAUAUAUUCAUCAGUUACACUUUCACUGUUCCCGCAAAGCCAAGCAAAUAUAUGGCUAUUUGAAGACACUGUUUUAAUUACUGGAAAAUUAGCUGAUGCCAAAUCUCAACCAAGUGUUCAGUUUUCAAAAGCCUUAAUUAGACUACCCAACAGCCAUCACAUUAGCAACGUUACAGGCUACCUUACAGUCCUACAACAGUUUUUGAAAGUGGAUAAUUUUCUGUAUACGACUGGAAUUACUCUCAAUAAGUCAGGUUUUGAAGGCAAUGAACUGACUCCUCUUGCUGCAAUAUGUGUGAAAAUAUAUUCUGGAGGAAAAGAAUUAAAGGUGGAUGGCUCUAUUCAAAUUUCUCUCCCACUUCUACGUACAAAUGGUGUAAGUGCAGGGGAUCACAUACCUGCCUGGACGUUUGAUAUGGACACAGGUGCUUGGGUAAAUCAUGGCCGGGGAAUGGUCAAGGAAUAUAACAAUCAUUUAAUUUGGUCAUACGAGGCACCUCAUUUGGGCUACUGGAUAGCAGCUCCACUUCCAGGAACUAGAGGGUCAGGUAUAAAUGGAGAUUCAAAGGACAUAACUGCCUACCACACAGUGUUUCUUUCAGCCAUAUUAGGAGGAACAAUAGUCAUUGUCAUUGGAUUUUUUGCUGUACUUCUUUGUUAUUGCAGGGAUAAGUGUGGUACUCCACAGAAAAGAGAAAGAAAUAUCACUAAACUUGAGGUCCUCAAGAGAGACCAGACAACUUCAACAACUCACAUAAAUCACAUCAGUUCAGUCAAAGUUGCAUUAAAAACUGAGGACAAGUCACAGUUAUUCAGUGCCAAAAGCUCCUCGUACAACCCUCAGAAAAAGGAACCAUCAAAGGUAGAAGCAGAAGAAAGAGUUUCCAUGGUGAAAACUCGGGACAGUUUAAAAAUCUACAAUGAAGAUGUUUCAUUUCUGUCAGUCAAUCAAAAUAAUUACUCAAGAAACCCAGCUCAGUCUUUGGAGCCCAAUGUAGGGUCCAAACAACCUAAACAUAUUAACAACAAUAUAUCUUCAUCUCUGGGUGAUGCCCAAGAGGAAAAGAGGUAUCUCACAGGUAGUGAAGAUGUGUUUGGGCAUUCUCACAUUCCAGAGCAGCUUAUGCAUAUCUACAGCCAGCCCAUCGCCAUCCUGCAAACAUCUGACCUCUUCUCCACUCCAGAGCAGUUACAUACUGCCAAGUCAGCUACUUUGCCAAGAAAGGGACAGUUAGUCUAUGGCCAAUUGAUGGAACCAGUAAAUAGAGAGAACUUUACACAGACAUUGCCCAAAAUGCCAAUGCAUUCUCAUGUACAGCCUCCAGAUGCCAGGGAAGAGAAUAUCCCGCUCGAAGGUCAACAGAGCUUGCCAUCCCAAACUUCAGAUUGGAGCCGGUACUCAAACAGCCUACUAGAAUCUGUUUCUGUUCCUGGAACACUAAAUGAAGCUGUUGUAAUGACUCCCUUUUCAUCAGAGCUUCAAGGAAUUUCAGAACAGACCCUCCUAGAACUGUCCAAAGGAAAGCCCUCCCCCCAUCCCAGAGCCUGGUUUGUGUCUCUUGAUGGAAAGCCAGUCGCACAAGUGAGGCACUCCUUCAUAGACCUGAAAAAGGGCAAGAGAGCCCAGAGCAACGACACGAGUCUGGACUCUGGGGUGGACAUGAAUGAGCACCACUCAAGCAGAAAACUGGAGAGGGAAAAAACGUUCAUCAAAAGUAUGCAUCAGCCUAAGAUCCUUUACUUAGAAGAUUUAGACCUGAGCAGUAGUGAGAGUGGAACCACUGUCUGCUCUCCCGAGGACCCAGCUUUAAGGCACUUCCUAGAUGGAGGGAGUGGAGCCAUCAUGGAGCACCCUGGGGAAGAGUCCCCAGGAAGAAAAAGCACCGUGGAAGAUUUUGAAGCCAAUAUAUCCCCCACUAAAAAAAGGGGAAGACCACCACUAGUCAAAAAAGAUAGCAAGACUAAUAUCUGGAAGAAGCGAGAGGAACGCCCACUGCUUCCCAUCAAUUAACACCAAGAGUGGUUGUGUCUCUGCUGUCUCGUGCUGUUUAUUCUUGCUUGUUGUUGUAAACUGCCGUAUGAACUUCUGCAGAAGUUGAGACUGAGCAAUCUCAUGGUCCCUGGACAUGUCUCAAGCAGAGUAAAUAGUAAAAUGGUAAUUCAGUAGUGAGAGAAAGAUACCAAGGAAUGCUUUUUCUGGCCUAUUCUUUUCAUUUAUUUUUGGGUGAUGAAUUUGAAGUAUCCAAGCAUUCAAAAUGUAAAAUAGCUUCAAGAUGUUAGUUAUCCAAAAAUGUUGCUCAGUCAGCAAUUUGAGUCCUGACUCUGAAGAAUAACAGUGAAAAGCGUACUCCUAAAGUUGCUUCCAAAAAUGUUGCUUCUGCUUUGAUGACUACCCCUGUGAAAUGUUUAGAAAUGAAACUGUAUUCUUCAGGCAUCAUAUUCUUGUGAAAUGUUACUAUUAUGUUCUCCACUGCCUAUACUUGCAAAUAACUUGAUAAAUAUUCUGGAUUGAUGUUAUUCUAGAGUUCAAAGGCCAAACCUCAUUUUCUUUCUUUUUUAAACAGCAUGUAUAUUGUUAUCAAACCAAAAGUAAAUUCCAUACUCACAUAAGAUGGGCAAGAAGCUACUUGGUUGUUAGAGAGGGAAAUGCCAGCUCUUUGGUUGUUUUUGGAUACACUGUCACAGAAUAAAAAGGUGUUAGUUUAUUUAGAAAUCUGAGAAAUGAAUGCCCUGAUACUGAAUUUUUAUUUAAAAAUUUCUUAACCCCUUCCCCAUCACCAGAAGUGAAGUGAACUUAGCUGUCAAGGAAAACUUUUUACCAAUCUAAAAAAAAAAAAAAAAACCCAAACAUUCCUCCUCCUCCCCAA
Molecule: messenger RNA, 3498 nt
Organism: Mesoplodon densirostris (Blainville's beaked whale)
Lineage: Eukaryota; Metazoa; Chordata; Mammalia; Artiodactyla; Ziphiidae
Gene: FAM171B
Product: family with sequence similarity 171 member B
Exons: 8
Coding region: 162-2642 (826 amino acids)
Source: RefSeq, a predicted model, not a curated record